This is a messenger RNA of Equus caballus (horse), 1177 nucleotides long. RefSeq names its product mitochondrial fission process 1 (gene MTFP1). Gene Ontology annotation, biological process: mitochondrial fission. The record is from RefSeq and is a predicted model, not a curated record. NCBI's taxonomy places the organism in Eukaryota, Metazoa, Chordata, Mammalia, Perissodactyla, Equidae. Gene Ontology annotation, cellular component: mitochondrion.
AGGGAAUGGAUGCUGUAGUGUCCCCCAUUUAACAAAGUGAGGCUCAGAGAAGUUCAGAUUCUUGCCCGAGGUCACACAGCCAGGAAGGGUAGCAUCCUGCAUUUGAACCCCGUCUCUUUGGCUCCAAAACUACAGUCGGUCCUGGGAGAGAGAGGAUCGCGCCGACAGCUCAAUCCCAGAGAAAACGUGAAGAAAAUUAGUCUGUAAAACGUAAGCGCGGAGAGGGGCUUCAGUGCGCGAGGGAAUUUGCAGACGCUCCCUGCUGCUGGCGGGGGACAGCACGACCUGCCCUUCAGUUAGGGACCUUUAGCCUACCAAGCGCUAGUGGAAGCCGAGGUGGCAGCGGCGGCAGGACCGGCUGCAGAGGCUGAGGCCGAGGCGGAAGCGCCAUGUCCGAGCCGCCCUCGCGGGGUGCCGAGCGGGACCUUUUCCGGGACACCUGGGUGCGGUACCUAGGCUACGCCAAUGAGGUCGGGGAGGCCUUCCGCUCCCUGGUGCCAGCAGCUGUGGUGUGGCUGAGCUAUGGUGUGGCCAGCUCCUACGUGCUGGCCGAUGCCAUCGACAAGGGCAAGAAGGCGGGCAAGGUCAGUGGACUUCCUCCUGGACUCCAGCCUGCGCAAGCUCUACCCCUCAGUGGAGAAGCCCAGCUCCUCGUGACCCCGCCUUGGUACCUGGCUUGUGGGUUGGCCCAUCCCUGCUCUGUUCCAACUUCCUCCUCCUGCUGGGGGAUGCAGAUGCCUGGCUCCCUGGGGUCCGAGGCCCUGGCACCUGAGUGGAUUGGAGCUGGACAGAACUGAGAGACCAAGGCCUCAAGGAGCAGCAGCCACAGUGCAUCACAGUCAAGGGCGGGACCUGAACCCGUCUGCUUCCACGGGAUCCAUGAUACUGAGUGGGAGUGGACCCGGGUGGGCCCGGCUCUGUCUUUUCUCAGGGAAGUAACAUCCUCUCAUGGAGGAGGAAACUGAGGCCCAGACAGGGCAGGGAGCAUGGCCAAGAGCACUUGGCAAGCCGGGGAUCCAGGACUCCCAGAGGCUCAGCCGCGUCACCCCAUGGCAGCGCGGCUGGCUGGAGGACCCUGAGGACUGAUUCUCCGGCCAGCCCAUCCCUGGGGCAGGGGCUGCUGGGGCCUCAGUGGAAGGCAGGACAACUCUGGCCCAAUAAAUCCUCGAGAAAUUGA